CGGCAGGGUGCUCCCAGCAUUCCGCGCGCACCGUACGGCAAGAUGGCGGCGACCGCCCCCCAGCAGCUGGUGCAGUACGUGGUGCUGCGGGGCGACCUGCGCUGGCCGCGGGGCGCGCUGGUGGCGCAGGCCUGUCACGCGGCGCUGGCCGUGCUGCACGCGCACUACGCCCACCCGGACAGCGCGGCCUACCUGGCGGAGCGCGGGCGCAUGCGCACUGUGGUGCUGGAGGCCCCGGAUGAAGGUGCCCUGACCACCCUCGCGGAGACCCUGAAGGAACACAGCGUCGACCACGAAAUGUGGAUCGAGCAGCCGGAAAACAUUGCUACCUGCAUCGCGCUCCGGCCCUACCCCAAGGACCAAGUGCACCAGUACCUGAAGAAGUUCAAGCUGCUCAAGUGACCCGUGCCCUGGCUUUGCCCCGCGUCGUGCAGACCUGACCGGAGCACACAACGUUCCUCCAGGGACCAAGAUGGGCUCAGCAGAGUCACGUGUGUCCUAGUGGUGCCGUUUCAAGGCACUUCUGCUCCAGAUCAUGUGAAGCUCCUACUGUGUCUCGCUCCUCACUGUAAAUGGCUGUAGCUGGUGCUUGUCAGGGCAGCUGAUUAAAUAUCCACGUCUUCACUCAU
Messenger RNA from Alligator sinensis (Chinese alligator), 629 nucleotides. It is a transcript of the gene PTRHD1, whose product is annotated as peptidyl-tRNA hydrolase domain containing 1. Gene Ontology annotation, molecular function: peptidyl-tRNA hydrolase activity. The transcript is spliced from 2 exons. The record is from RefSeq and is a predicted model, not a curated record. The coding region runs from base 43 to 402 and encodes 119 amino acids. Lineage: Eukaryota; Metazoa; Chordata; Crocodylia; Alligatoridae.